Messenger RNA from Branchiostoma floridae (Florida lancelet), 952 nucleotides. RefSeq names its product chymotrypsinogen 2-like. The transcript is spliced from 7 exons. The record is from RefSeq and is a predicted model, not a curated record. Gene Ontology annotation, molecular function: serine-type endopeptidase activity. Lineage: Eukaryota; Metazoa; Chordata; Leptocardii; Amphioxiformes; Branchiostomatidae. Gene Ontology annotation, biological process: proteolysis. The coding region runs from base 55 to 903 and encodes 282 amino acids.
CCUGUAACAACUUUGUGACUGUAGCAGACAUUGUUGGCUUGGAUCACAACAGCUAUGAAGGUCUUCCUGAUAUUUGCGGCGAUGGUUGCCAUGGUAACGAUUUGCCAUGGCCUGGCAAACGGUUGCGGCCAGCCAAUGAUCGCACCUAGGACUGCCGGAACGUCACGUAUUGUCGGGGGAGAGGAAGCAAGACAGAACAGCUGGCCGUGGCAGGUGUCUCUGCAAACGCCUGAUGGUUCUCACUACUGUGGCGGAACCCUGAUAGGUCGACAGUGGGUGCUGACUGCAGCACACUGUAACCAAGGGGACUACUUCCUGACAGACAAUGUUGUUGCAGGAGCGCAUGAUCUGUCCGAUACCACUGAAUCCGUCCAGGUGGCCAGUAUUGCAGCGUGGUUCCCUCAUCCAAACUAUAACCCACAGACUAAUGAGAAUGACAUCAUGCUGCUAAAGUUAGCCGAUCGGGUAAUCCGUGGCAGGACCGUGGACAUCGCCUGCGUGCCGCCGGCCGGGACUGACUACCCAGGCGGGACGAUGUGCUGGAGCACCGGCUGGGGGGUUUGGGCACCGGACGUCGACGGUAACGGACCUAUUGCUGAUGAGCUGCAGCAGGCAGACCUCCCGUUGCUAAGUGACGACGAGAGCAACGAAAUCAUGAGCAAUUGGGGCACAAGCUACACACCUGACAGCAUGAUCUGUGCCGGGGGUGAGGGUCCGGGAGCGGAUGGGGCAUGCAAGGGUGACUCUGGCGGCCCUCUUGUCUGUGAGAUAGACGGGUCGUACCAUGUGGUGGGGGUGGCCAGCUUCGUUGCAGGCGCCUGCGACACCAGCUACCCGACAGUCUUUGCGCGUGUCAGCGCCUUCAGCCGCUGGAUUGAACGCAUCAGGAGGAACAACCACUGAUCUGAUUGGUCGCAUACAGCGACGAGAGAAGACCACUCUUUGUAAUCAG